CACGCGCACGCAGCAGAAAUGGAAACAGCGAAAGAAAAUACAUCAAAAAGCAGGAUUUUAGCAUAGUCGCUUGCGAUUGGGCGGUUAGUGGGCAGGCGUUCUUGAUUUUCCAGCAGAAGCAAAAUAGGUCCCCCCCCCGUCUUUAAUGUACAAAUAGAAAUCUAAAAACAAUAGCCGUCACAACAUUUCAUUUAAACUGGGAUUUCUAUACUUCGGAACGGCACCGUGCAACGCAACACACCAAUGUUUUGAAUGCAAAUUUGCGUUGGAUUGGGCUGUGAAGGUCGGAGGUGGUGGUUUUUACGAAGGAAUUUGGCUGGAAAUCCAAAUCAGACUGAUUUUCAUUCUCAACUAUUGCUUUUAUCAGUUCCAUCCUACCACAUUUUCCUUGGAAUCUUCAUUCUUGUCUCUUAUAUAGAGAGACAAAAGCCCAACCAAGCAGGCUCACACAACUCCGUGCAAGAUGGGAACUCCAGUCUAGAGACGACUUCAAAGCCAACAUAUUGUUGCAGUCCAUCUUUUAGGAGGAACUAUAUUAAUACAUCAAAGAUGAGCAAUUUGGAAGAAGCUGAACUACAACUUUCUGAAUUAGAUUUACUUUCUAGUAUGUUUCCUAAUGAAGAUGAUUUUAAGGUGACUGAUCAGUUGGCUUUAGCAGAACUGAAAGAUUAUGUUGGAAAAUGUACUUUAGAAGUGCCAUCUUCAAAAAUACAAUUCAUCCUAUAUUUAGAUGUAGAAACUCCUGAUGAAAACAAGGUACCGCUUUCUUUGUGCUGUGCAUUCCCAUUAAAAUAUCCAACUGUUCUUCCGGAAGUCACUAUCAGAUCUCCAGUGUUAAGCCGAUCACAGCAAGUUGAAAUGAACACAGAUCUCAUUACCUACUUGAAGAAACAUUGUGCUGGUGAUGUUUGCAUCUUAAAUGCAAGAGAAUGGGUUAAAGAGCAUGCUGUCAUGUAUAUCAACAAAGAACCCUUACCUUCCACUGUUAAGAAAUCAGAUAUUCAGAAAUCAGAAUGUAUUCUCACUAGACUCUGGAUUUACAGUCAUCAUAUUUAUAACAAACAAAAAAGAAAAAAUAUAAUUGAUUGGUCCAAGGAACUCUCUCUUUCUGGAUUCAGUAUGCCUGGAAAACCAGGUAUUAUUUGCAUAGAAGGCCCACAGAAGAUGUGUGAAGAAUUUUGGGCAAGAAUAAGAAGAUUAUCGUGGCAACGAAUUUUAAUCCGUCACAGAGAAGACAUUUCCAUAGAAGGGACUGAAACUGAAAUGGAAAAGCAAAAGAAGUUUAUGACUUUUGAAGAAAAAAUAUUUGAUGCACAUGGUGCCAGAGGAAAUCACAUGGAUUUGGGGCAAUUAUAUCAUUUUUUAAUUGAAAAGAGAUGUGGUGAAAUAUUUCAACUGUAUUUUGGAGUUGAAGGACAAUAGGUUAAGGGGAAAAAAAUUAAAUGUCUAAAGGAAGUAGUAGGCUUUUUUUCUCAAAACUGCUUUUAUUUUAAUAAUAGAAUUCUAAAACUUGUAUUAUUUUAUAUCUGAAAAAUUAGUGCUUAAGCUAUUUUGGUUUAAGGAGGUAUUUUUAAUAAAACAAUUUUUGAUAAAACAAUGCAGUUGGAACUGGAUGCCUGAAAUGUUAUUUGUCUUGGUACUUUAAGCACAGCAGGUUUUCUGUCUAUAUUAUCAACACCUCAUCACUGUUUCUACUUCAGAAAUAGCAAAUCUGUGCUUAGUCAGGGAUAGAAGAAAUGGCUAUGUGUCAGACUUUUGGGUUUCUUAGAUUACCUGUUUCUCAUCAUAUGGGCCUCCAGUAUAUGAUGGCUAAAAUUAAGCCUUUUGCCAGUUUUACAUUAAAAAUAUUUAGUACUUUU
Messenger RNA from Python bivittatus (Burmese python), 1859 nucleotides. RefSeq names its product RWD domain containing 2B (gene RWDD2B). The record is from RefSeq and is a predicted model, not a curated record. Gene Ontology annotation, molecular function: protein binding. NCBI's taxonomy places the organism in Eukaryota, Metazoa, Chordata, Lepidosauria, Squamata, Pythonidae.